Molecule: messenger RNA, 3069 nt
Organism: Branchiostoma floridae (Florida lancelet)
Lineage: Eukaryota; Metazoa; Chordata; Leptocardii; Amphioxiformes; Branchiostomatidae
Product: zinc finger CCHC domain-containing protein 7-like
Exons: 10
Coding region: 226-1740 (504 amino acids)
Molecular function (GO): nucleic acid binding; zinc ion binding
Source: RefSeq, a predicted model, not a curated record
GCACAUGCGCACUUAUCUUGUUCCGGUUCUGAAGCAGACGAGUAAGUUUGGUUUUGUUUUACAACUCCUUCACCGGACCCCACCAUAUACUUUUUGAUAAAACGUUUCAAAAGGAGAGGGAGGCGGGACGCUACUUGAACUGAGCUGAGGUCAUCCGUUCCGGCCCACCAGCCGCCGCGCGUGUUCUGUUCCACCCAGGAAUGAAAGUGCAAUCUGCCAGCCACCAUGUACCAAGACUAUGCCCUUCCAGACUCAUACCAAAACACUUCCAGCAGUGAAGACGAAGGAAUAGACAGUGAAACAGAGGCAGAGCUGUACGCCCAGGUCCACUAUGCUGAAGACUUGAGCACACUUGAUUGUGUGGAUGUUGUGGAAGAAGGGGGUAAUGAAGGAGACAAAGGCCAUGAAGGAUUGGAUAAUAAAGUGGAACGUGGCUAUGGGGAGCAGAAUCAGGGUGGAACAGAGGGAUGGAUGCGCACUGUAGGUGAUGGGGAUGGAGAUAGGGAGGCGAGCCAUGUUCUACCAGUCACACCCAAGCACCAAGCUCACACUGUCCCCGCACACACGAAGGGAGGGAGCAGGGAAGAGAAGGGGGUGGGGAGGACAGAAAGGUCUGGCAAGGCCAAGCGUAGCCGGGCAGAAAGGCGGCCUCUGAAGACGGUCCGGUCUGUUGUGGCAACAGACUCAGACGGCGAACAUGACUCAGAUGGGAGCAGCAUCUCCAAUUACCAAAUACUGGACGGGCGGGCGAUUACAGGCGAUGAACUCCUCGAGCUCAAUGUCGUGGGAAAAAAGGCGGGGGUUUCAGGACUGUCGUCAGGUGAUCCAAUCCUUGCCGAGGAGAACAAGACAGACGCCGACGGUGACGCAGAGCACUGGGAAGUGGACGAGCGGGACAGAGAGAUCCAGUUUGGGAAGUUCCAGCGCAGCAGGUACUACCGUGACAUCAGCCACUCCAGUGUUCGCUGCCGGAACUGUGACCAGGUUGGACACUUGUCCAAGGUCUGCCCCAAACCACCUAGGAAGUCAGCGUGUUUCCUAUGUGGCGGCCGAGACCACCAGUCCUCCACCUGUCCUACUGCUGCCUGCCACUUCUGCUCCACCCCUGGACACCAGACCCGCUACUGUAAGGGCAGGUACCGCUGUGCAGAGAGCGUGUGUCUCCACUGUCACUGGAAGGGACACCUGGCCAGGGACUGUCCUGACAAAUGGAGGCAGUACCAUUCGACAACCGCUGUGGGAACAGCUAUUGUGAAAGGCUCUGGUGACCAAAACAACAACAUCUGGUGCUAUAACUGUGGGACGCAGGGACACUUUGGACAUGACUGCUCCUGGCCCCCCAUGUGUAAAUACCUGUAUCCCACAUCACCCUUCAUAACAGUGUAUGGGGAGUUCACACACAGUGGCAAAGGGAAGAAAAGGAAGUUCGAUUCUGAUAAUGACAACUAUAGGAGCCACAACAAGAGAGCAAGAAGAGAUGGACAAACAUAUCAGUCACCACAUGGGACAAAACAAAACUUUAAAGACAAUAAGAAAUCAAAACUGUCUUAUAUACAGCAGUAUAAAAAGGAACAGAAGAGGGAGAGGAAGAGAGCCAACCGAGCCAGUCAUCAGCAGGGGCAGCAGGGGAGGGGACCUGGGGCAGCAGGACAGUCCAAACAUGACAAGAAGAAAUCUGUCAGUGCUCAGGGAUUUGCCACAUCAUUUAGGGGAUUCAACAAUGGGAAAAAACAGUGGUGACGUCUAGUUAAUAAGCUGAGAUCACAUUGAUUACAGGUGUUAACUUUUUUUUUUAAAUUUAAAGACAAGCUGCUGGAUUAUCCUUUAUCACUGCCUGGCUUGCACGGACAGUAUAUUACCAGAUAUACAGUUACUCUGAUUGUUUGUUUGUUUGUUACACACUUUUAAGAAGUCUUUGGCUGUGAGGCUGGAGCAUCUGAGCCUAAAGAGUUUUCCAUUUGCUUUUGAGAUCAUUUUUGAUUCCUGUAUAUCCCAUUUUAAGUUUGCUUGCUUAGCAAACAUGGGAAUACCUUGAUGGGAACACCUGCCAGUGUUGCCUUGACUUUUGAGAAUUGGCUGGGCAGAGGGAAGUUGCACCAAAGAAAAUACAACUAUCUUGUAAGGGAAGUUGCACCAAAGAAAAUACAACUUUCUUGUAAGAAAAUUCAACAGCCUGUGUCUAACACUAGGAACACACAUCAUUUCACAAGUUGUUUCACACCCAUCAUUCUAUACUGAUUCUCAUGCUUCCUCACAAUUGUGCUCCUGUAUAACAAAUUGUUGCAUGGAAGUGCCUUUCUACUUGGACCCAAUGCACCUGACAGUAAUUAUUAUCUGUUUGUAACCUCCUGUGCAAGGCUACAAAACCAUGUAACAUUACUUCACCUUUAUUUAUAAUAGAGUAUUUAGGGCUAUCAUGAUCACAGAGUAUUUAGGGCUAUCAAGUUGACAGAGGGAGAUUUCAAAUUGCAACAUUUUGAACAUAUUGCACUUUGGAACCACCGGCCGUCAACGGAAUAUCCCUAAAUACGCUGUUUUUAGAAACGACGGAUAUAGGUUACCUCGGGAAUAAAGGUCAAUUGGCAUUAACAUUUUCCACUACCUAUUCUGGCUCAUAAUGUAGAAGUUCUUAUAUGUAGCAUUCAGGUUCAGAAUGUUAUUCAUAAGCUUUGGGUUCCUUAACUCAUACUUUUGGAAUAUGUGUUUUUAAAUCAUUGCUGUCGCUGAACCCCGUUUAGCACAUUUCAAUCAGGAUUGAUGUACAGGCUGUUACAUUGACUAGAUAUUCUAUUAUUUAAUAGAUGAUGAGCAUUAGCUUGUCAUGUACUUGUAGUAACUUAAACAUAGAUUUUGGUUUAUUGCAAGUCAAGUCAAGUCAAGUUAGUAAUUUGGUUCUCAGUCAUUGUAGAGACAUUGUCUUGGUUGGUUAAACUUCUUGUUGCCAAGUUAACACUAAUCAUCAGUGUAAUAUUCCAUGCCAUCAAGUAAUAACAUAUGUUUAUAUUCAACAUAUGUUCAACAGCCCUAUACAAGUACCUUUGCCAAUAAAGAUGGUCAAUGAAGCCCUCA